Messenger RNA from Adineta ricciae, 1722 nucleotides. The record is from the annotation of a GenBank genome assembly. Lineage: Eukaryota; Metazoa; Rotifera; Eurotatoria; Adinetida; Adinetidae.
AUGUCAAACAGUAGUUUUUCACAAAACACGACCAUAGAUGAGCUGAAAAGGAAUUUAUUUAUUGAAAACUGGUCGACAGACGUGAAUUACUCUUCUUAUUAUGAACAAUGUUCACCUUCGAUAUGUUUUUAUAUCAGCGUUCAACGAUUCAAUAUCUUCUCUAUCAUUGCUGCCGUACUAGGUCUUCAAGGUGGUUUGUCGAUUGUUCUCAAAUGGAUCUGCCCGAAACUUAUACGAAUUGGAUUUUGGAUUUAUAACAAACGAAAGAAUCCAGCGAACUCUAUUGGUGCAACGGAUUCAGUUCCAGAUUCGUCUCAUGUCAACUCCAAUUCCGACGAAAAUAAGACAACACCAACGAAUUCAAUAUGCCAUCGAUCACUCAUCAAAGUCACAUUUACAAUUAUACUAUUACUGUAUAUAUCCGGAGGUUUUCUACUCUUUUCAGUACAAUAUAUUCGACAAGAUUCGUUGCCAACCGCAUCAAUAGAUAAUCGUUCCAAUUCAACAAUAAUGCCAAUGUCGUCGACUACAUCAGAACCAAUAUGUCUACCUAAAUUUAAUCGACUGUCAAUGAAUGUGCUAUGUCUAGGGCCACUAAGAGAUCUAGCUACUGUUGUUGAUGUAAACAAUGACAGACGAGUUGAUUUGAUUUUAGUUUGCAUAGAGAAUGAUACGAUAAAUGUACUCCUCAGUAAUGGCGAUGGCACAUUUCAAACACCGAUCGUCUCUCUAUUUGAGGUUCUCGGCGCGGUAGACAUUCACGUUGGUGAUAUAAAUAAUGAUACCCGACUCGAUCUGGUUUUAGUUUAUAAUACUUAUGCGUUAAGUAUCAUCUCUAUAUUCGGCAAUGGUAAUGGAACAUCUCAAACACAACACAGGCAAUCAAUAAGUACGAACCACUACAUAUCUCAUUCUAUUUUAGCUGAUCUUAAUCAGGAUAAUCAGUUGGAUAUUAUACUGGCAGGUGGUGAAUAUAUUUAUAUAUACUUUGGAGAUGGUACUGGAAAUUUUUCGUUACAAUCGAAACUAUUUGCAGGAAGGAGAAGUAGCGCUGGAAAGAUAUUUCUUGCUAAUUUUAAUGGCGAUAACCAUCUCGAUAUUGCUGUAAUGGAUCAUUAUUCUGCUUUUAUGCAUGUAUUUUUUGGAAGUAAUCAUGGAAGUUUCCAUUUACAUCAAUGGUUCUUCACUUCAAUGAACUUUCAACAUUCUAAUAUUGUGCACGGUAAUUUUCUCGGAGGUAAUCAAUCUGAUAUUGUAUUUCUCCGCUCUUGGACAAAUACUAUCUUCAUGUCAUACCGAUACAGUAACGGUUCUUUUCACGUACGUGAACAGAUUGUUUUAGAGUCAAUGUUACGGUCUGAAUCAGCCGUUGUAUCUGAUUUAAAUGGUGACAAUUAUCCAGACAUCAUUGUUACCAGCCGUUUCCCAUAUAUGAUCUAUGGUUUUCUUGGAGACGAAAAUGGCAACUUUCGAGCACAUAUUAUUUAUUUGAAUGAAAUUGACAGUGUUGGAGUUUGGACUGAUGUAAAUGAUUUUAACAAUGAUAAUUGUCAAGAUAUCAUCAUAACUGACGAUUCGUACGGUGAAUCUCAUGAUUAUGUUGACUAUCCAAUGGCUGAACUCGCCGGCGGUAGCGAAUAUGAUGCAAUGUUAAACAGCCGAAGAGAAGCAUCAACAAUGAUGGACAUAAGGAAUACCAAACCAUACGGCAAAAUGCAAUAA